Messenger RNA from Ylistrum balloti, 888 nucleotides. Its product is annotated as aquaporin-8-like. NCBI's taxonomy places the organism in Eukaryota, Metazoa, Mollusca, Bivalvia, Pectinida, Pectinidae. The record is from RefSeq and is a predicted model, not a curated record. Gene Ontology annotation, biological process: transmembrane transport. Gene Ontology annotation, cellular component: plasma membrane. Gene Ontology annotation, molecular function: water channel activity. The transcript is spliced from 5 exons. Bases 1 to 888 code for a protein of 295 amino acids.
AUGUCAGAUUUCAACAGUAUGGCAGAACUGAACAGCGUAGUCCACAGUAAUAAGAAUUACGAUGUAGGUAGAUUCCACACCUACGGAAGACCAGUGUUGGCGGAGUUUAUAGGUACAACUUUGUUUGUCUUCAUUGGUGUACUAUCCGCACAGCCUGGGCCCGGUGCUUCCCUAACAUCAGUGGGAUUAGCACAUGGACUGACCAUCGCGCUACUAAUCAUGGGCCUCGGGAAAAUCAGUGGCGGUCAUUUUAACCCAGCAGUGUCCCUGGGAGUAUGUUUGGCAGGCGGUCUCUCCAUUGUCCUCACUAUUGCGUAUGCUGUCGCCCAGAUCCUCGGGGGAAUGCUUGGUGCUGCAUUCGCCAGGGCUAUAAUUGAUGACAACAUAUACAACAUGAUGGCUGGUGGAUCCCAUAUCCCUAAUAUAGAUGCUGGCUGGGCCAUACUCGGAGAAGUAAUCCUUACUACUAUUCUUGUCCUCUCGGUCAUCAUGAAUGCGGUGAACGAAGAAACAAAGAACGAUUUAGCCCCAUUCGCCAUCGGUUUGGCUGUAGCUGUAGACAUUAUGGCAGCUGGUGGUACGACCGGCGCCUCUAUGAACCCUGCCCGAAGUUUUGGUCCAGCUGUGGCAGCCUCGGCUGUUAUACCCCAGGAUCCUUGGACUUACCACUACGUGUAUUGGGUGGGGCCACUAGGGGGCUCGCUGCUGGCAGCCAUCUUACACAGAUUUGCAUUUCAGAGUCUUCAAUCUGUAGGCAAAUCGAAACCUAAUUUGCAAAAGUCUCCAGUGUUCAGCAUUCCAUUGAGUUCGCAAAAGGAUCUGGGAAGUAUGACGACAAGCGAUGUGACCGAUAAGGAUACAAGUCAUAUCCCGAACGGGAUAAACUAA